CUCCUUUCAUGCAUAGCAACUGUACUGAUCUUUGAAAGUUAGCUGGAGAUUCAAGAAUUUCACUGCGCCAAGGAGUCCACUGUCCAGCACACAUUACAAGAAGAAUAAUUGUAACGGUUGUUGCACCGGUGCCAGUAGCGACACUGCGUUUGAAAAACGAAGUUCAAGGCCGAAUACGAAUCCAGAUACAGAACUUCAACUUCUGACGAUUGUUUGACCUGAAUACUCUCCAGGAAACGUGAAAAUCAAGGAAAGGAGUCAGAAAGCAAUGGCCCAUGCGUGUGAGGAACCACAGGACAGUGUUGGUACACAGCGGCAUGAAGAACGGACGAGCCAUGCUCCGCGGAGUGAAGAUGAGGAUCACGUUCUUGUUGGGCUGACAUUAAAACGCGGUUUUAGAAAUGGAAGAGCCUUGCUGAUUCUUACCGCUGGCCUCAGUGGUGUUCUGCUCGACGAAAGCAGUCGUAAACUGCACUUCACUCGCUUCCCGCCGCCAUCGCAGUUCCUCAGAGCUGGUGAGAAGCAUAGGUUUGAUAUCACUUUGAGAAGCAGCGCUCCACACAGUAUUCACCGGUGCUCUUUAAACUCAGUCUGGAGAAUACGCCUCUGCGAUGUGCGGCCGUGUUGUACAUUCGAGGUGCCAAUCAUUCUGCCUGAGGAGAACUUCCAUAUCACCAUCCUGGUUGAUCAAUCAGUGUUGACACAUGUCACGCUAGAUCCUGACGCGGCCCUGAGCUCCGACACAGUGCCCCUACCCAGCCUGGACACAGAAGACAAGCGGAGGAUGGUCGAGUCGACCAUUCUUGCAGCAGGUGCUGGAUUUCAAACUCAAGCGUGCCAGGCUGUAUUCCUGACCUCCAAGGACAAGCCUGCAGAGAUGGCACAUCGGAAAUCAGUCGACGACACUUGCUCUACGACAACCAGUCCUGGCAGCCGUCCCCCCGCUGCAGCACCAGAACCCAGGCGGAAUAAUUCCGCGUGUCGACCGUGCACGGUUGUGACGAACAGGUAACACAUGCUGCACUGUGUUGGGCGAGACAAGGCAAAUGUGCUACCGUCUGGUGUGCUACCCAUGCGCUUGGGGUGUUGUUACCGAGACUCUCCGACCGAGACUCUCCGACUGAGACUCCCCGUGCAUUAGCUUGCAUCAUGCGGCUGGUCAUGGUUUGAAUGGCAGCAAAUCCACCCUCGUUCCACACGAACAAUGCAUUGUUCAUGGAGGAACGGUAGUAAAAGCAACAUUGACGCAUACAUGUGUCACAAUGCUCUUUAAUUCUUAUGGAUACAUGAGCGCUAGACCUGUAGAUUUUACUUAGGUGCUAAUCUUGCUCUAUUAAGUUAAUUUCAAAUUUCUUUCACUAGUUUUAAUACGUCCUGGGGUCAUUACAUGAUUGCCGGUGUAUAGCACAUGGAAUAUCAUCUUAGGCAUUCAACGUGACAUGUAGCCUCGGCCAUGACGCGAAUCAGCAAGUCCUCCCAGCUGGGUACAUGACCCAAUGGGAGUGCAUGACCAUUGCAUCUAUCUAAAAAAAACCUGUAAUGGCAUGCUUCCCGGGAUCAGAGUUUAAACUGGACCUUCUCUUGCUGGUGAAAUGUUGCAUUCCACUGUUGUUUUGUGAGAAAAUGAAGGUUUGGGUAUAAACCACCAUAUCAG
Sycon ciliatum is the source of this 1654-nucleotide messenger RNA. RefSeq lists its product as uncharacterized. Lineage: Eukaryota; Metazoa; Porifera; Calcarea; Leucosolenida; Sycettidae. Bases 269 to 1012 code for a protein of 247 amino acids. The record is from RefSeq and is a predicted model, not a curated record. The transcript has 4 exons.